Pyrus x bretschneideri (Chinese white pear) is the source of this 2065-nucleotide messenger RNA. Its product is annotated as O-fucosyltransferase 39. The record is from RefSeq and is a predicted model, not a curated record. Lineage: Eukaryota; Viridiplantae; Streptophyta; Magnoliopsida; Rosales; Rosaceae. The transcript has 10 exons. The coding region runs from base 182 to 1756 and encodes 524 amino acids.
GUGCCUUUACUCUCUCGCUCGCUCUCCCGUCUGCUUUGUAGGCCGCUACAUUUAUAGUUGCGUUAUUCCCUCGGUCUCGGUCUCGGUCUCGGUCUCGGUCUCCGUCUUGUUUCUGGGUCUUUGUAGUUUCCAGUGCAGAGCAAAACCCAGAUUUUAGUUUUCAGAUUGAAGUUUUGGAACAAUGGUGGUCCAGUUUCAGUUUUCUCCCAGAGGAGGAGCUCUCGGUGCUCUUCUGCUCCUUCUCCUCCCAGUUUUCUUGCCCACUUUGUUCAGUCCGUUGGGCCAUGCUUCUCCUUCCAUGUACUCGGGGCUUGAUGUGAUGACGAAGUCGACUUUUCAGGAGUGGAAUGUUCCAAAAUCUAAGCACCUACGCCUUCUCAAGAGUGCUUUACAACGCCAAACUUCAGAAGGGGAACUCUCGGAUCUAUGGACACCAUUGGCUAACGAAUCAUGGAAACCUUGUGCAGAAUCAUCAAUUGCCCCUUCAUUACCGGAAAACUCUGAGGGAUUUAUCCAAGUUUUUCUUGAUGGAGGACUGAACCAGCAGAGGAUGGGGAUAUGUGAUGCAGUAGCAGUUGCUAAAAUACUGAAUGCAACCCUUGUGAUCCCGUACCUUGAAGUGAAUCCUGUAUGGCGAGAUUCAAGCUCCUUCAUGGAUAUAUUUGAUGUUGAUCAUUUCAUUAAUGUAUUGAAGGAUGAUAUUAGAAUAGUUAAAGAGCUCCCUUCUGAUUUCUCGUGGAGCACAAGGGAGUACUAUGCAACGGCCAUCCGAGCUACGAGAGUUAAGACAGCACCUGUCCAUGCUUCAGCAAACUGGUAUCUAGAGAAUGUAUUGCCCCUAGUUCAGAGUUAUGGAAUAGCAGCUAUUGCCCCAUUCUCGCACCGCCUGACAUUUGACAACUUGCCUAUGGACAUCCAACGACUACGCUGUAAGGUCAACUUUCAAGCAUUAGAGUUUGUCCCUCAUAUUAGAGCUCUUGGAGAUGCUCUGGUCAGCCGUCUUAGAUAUCCUUCUAGCAAAAGUGGGGGAGCUAGUUCCAAUUACUUGCAGGAGAUGCCUAAUGUGAAUGACAAGCAAGGGGCAGGGAAAUUUGUUGUGCUGCAUCUACGGUUUGAUAAGGAUAUGGCAGCCCAUUCAGCCUGUGAUUUUGGAGGUGGAAAAGCCGAAAAAUUGGCUCUGGCCAAAUACCGACAAGUGAUCUGGCAGGGAAGAGUCCUUAACUCCCAGUUCACGGACGAGGAGCUGAGGAGUCAGGGGCGUUGUCCAUUAACUCCAGAAGAGAUUGGAUUGCUUCUUGCGGCUUUAGGAUUUGACAACAAUACCCGCCUCUAUCUUGCUUCCCACAAGGUAUACGGUGGGGAAGCUAGGAUUGCUACUUUGCGAAAAGUGUUUCCACUUAUGGAAGAUAAAAAGAGCCUUGCUUCUUCAGAAGAACGGGCCCAAAUCAAAGGAAAGGCUUCUCUGUUAGCAGCAGUUGAUUACUACGUUAGCAUGCACAGUGACAUCUUCAUAUCUGCUUCCCCAGGAAACAUGCACAAUGCACUGGUAGGGCACCGAACUUACGAGAACUUGAAGACCAUCAGGCCGAGUAUGCCACUAUUGGGGCAACUCUUCCUAAACAAAACCCUUAGCUGGUCGGAAUUCCAGCAGUCGGUGGUAAAAGGGCACGAAAACAGGCAAGGACAAAUCAGGAUUAGAAAGCCUAAGCAGUCCAUAUACACGUAUCCUGCUCCGGACUGCAUGUGCCAGGCAUGAGUUUAAUGUCACAGCGAAGGCGGGUAUGGCGAGUUUGACAUCUCGUUAUUUAGUACCACUAGAUUUUGAGACUUGUAUUAUUUGGUAAAUAAAAAAACAAUGCCCAUUUCCGUUACUCGUAAAACUACAGAGCUAAUAUCUUUCGAUAAGUUGCAAUAGGUGUGAUAGGUGCUUGUGGCCCUGUGGGGAUGUAUUGGGAGGAAAAAAUAAUGUAAAAGUGGGGUUGUAAACUUGUAAUAUUUGUUGAUGUGUUUGUUUCAUUCUCUACAACCUUGAAAGACAAAAGGAAUUUGGAGGCUGGUUUUCGUA